AAUGAAAUAAAGUUUACACACUUGUUAAUAGAAGAAGAUUGACUUGACAGAUUAAAAAUGAUUUUUGUGUAUUUACGAAUAUAUAUGCUAACAAGCUGGAUAACCACUGAUUAAUAAUGGAAGUUCCUGGUAAAAGGCCUCUCAUAAACUCUUAUCUACACUAUCUCAAUGUGGUGAUGAAGAUUUUGACAUUUAUUGUGAAAUAUGUGACAGAGCUGAUAUCAGGCUUCCUGCCCUUGGUUACUGUGUGGAUUGUGAGGAACACUUAUGCCAAUCUUGCUUCAAUAUUCAUAAACGACCAAAACCACUACGCCAUCACCAACUUUUAGAUAAAGAUCACAUGCCACAAAAACAAAAAGUUCAUGGAUCAUCGAAAUCUACUUCCAGUCCACAGACUGGUGAUUGUAUAAAGCCUUGUAGUAAACACAACGAAGAAGUGAUCAAAUUCUACUGUCAUGACCACAAUGUACUUAUAUGUAGUGUUUGUGUGACCCUUGAACAUACACCAACAUCAUGUCAUGUAAACUACAUACCUGAUAUAUCAGGACAGAUUUUAGACAGGACCGAAUUUAAGGAAACUCUGAAAGAUAUUGAAAAAUUGACAAACAAAUGCUCCCAGAUAACAUGUGACCUAAAACAAAGAGUUUCUAAACAAUUUCAACAAUUUCUCUCAAAUAUGCUGAGGCAGAAAUUGACAGGUUUAGAAAGGAGAUAAACAAGAGAUUAGAUGAACUAGAAAAGAAAGUUAAAGAUACUGCUACAACAAUCCAACAAAACAACAACAAAACGUUGAACACAGCAGAAACAACAUGUGAUGACAUCAACAAAUCACUUCAGGCUUCAGCUGAUACUCUAAAGCAUCUCAAUUCAAACAAGAAAACUGACCAACUGUUUACUGAACUGAAGAUAGCUCAGGAACUGAUUCAAGAUAUUAACAAUUUAUUAUCACAACUACCAACAAUCAAUGACAUUGAUGAUUACAUAUUUGAACCAAAUCAAGACAUCAAAAAAUUCUUUCAGGAUGAGAAAACAUUAGGAACAUUGAGUAGUAAAAAGCUAAAGCAUCCAGCUGAACCAAAGAAUCGCGGUGCAGAAGCAAUGAAAAUGUCUACCCCUAGACACAUUUAUGCUAAAACAUCCUCAGAUAAAAAUGAUUGCUGGAUUACUGGUAUAGCUGUUUCUCCUCAAAAUCAAAUAUUUGCAACAGAUUGCAAUAAUUACUCGUUAAAAAUGAUAGACAUUAUAAAUGGAGAUAUCAAACAGUUACAACUUAGAUCAGGACCUACUGGUGUCACCUUUGUCACAAGCGAUGUACUUGCUGUGACAAUGGCAUUUAGUAAAACAAUACAGUUCAUUUCCUUCUCCCAAGACUCAUUCUCACUGAAGAACAGUCUGAAGGCAGAUGGAGAGUGUUAUGGUAUCACUCAUCAUCAGGGAAAACUUGCAAUCACAUUUAUAAAUCCUGGUAAACUCCAAAUUAUGGACUUGAAAGGUAAUGUUGAAAUAACAGUUGAUAAAGAUUCCAAUGGUGACAAUGUAUUCAAUACCCCUAUGUUUGCCACAACAAACAGUCAUUCAAUCUAUGUAUCUGACCCUGGCAAUGAUGUAGUUCUACGAUUUAACUGGCAGGGAGAGAUGAUAGGAUUAGUACUUAUUACAGAACCAAUGGGUAUAACACUCUUAUAUGAUGGGAGUGUUUUAGUGAAUGAUGGGCAUAGUCACUGUAUACAUAAAGUAGGUGGUGACUGUAAACACAGUCAAACUGUACUUGAGGAUGUAUAUCGUCCUUUUUCUGUAUGCUGGUUUGCAGAAACCAGUACACUUUGUGUUAGUAGAUUUAAGCAGGACAGUGGUGGCAAUUAUAUCAGAUUAUAUAAAAUGAAGUUUUAAAGACAUUACAAGAUAUGACAUGACCCUUACAGUGGGAUGUGUACAACAGAUCGUCACCAUUCAUUAUUCAAUAUUUAAUUAUAGUAAUUAUUGUUACAUUAUGAUAUAACAUAUAACUUUUGAUUUUGAUCUAUUGAUGUACAGAUGUAUUAUCUUUUUACAAAAUAAAAAAAGAUGUUUAUUAAUAUUAUAUAAAAUUUAUAACACAAUACAAAUAAAGUGUUCAAAAUACAGAACACUGAAAAUGUAGACAUAGCAUAUCAGUUCUGCAUACUUUGAGACAAAACGAUUUUUUUUUCUAUCAUUUAACAAAAAAUCUAAAGGUGAAGAUAUCCUUC
Molecule: messenger RNA, 2228 nt
Organism: Ruditapes philippinarum (Manila clam)
Lineage: Eukaryota; Metazoa; Mollusca; Bivalvia; Venerida; Veneridae
Exons: 2
Coding region: 1099-1890 (263 amino acids)
Source: RefSeq, a predicted model, not a curated record